This is a messenger RNA of Phanerochaete carnosa HHB-10118-sp, 1038 nucleotides long. RefSeq lists its product as uncharacterized. The coding region runs from base 1 to 1038 and encodes 345 amino acids. The record is from RefSeq and is a predicted model, not a curated record. Lineage: Eukaryota; Fungi; Basidiomycota; Agaricomycetes; Polyporales; Phanerochaetaceae. The transcript is spliced from 6 exons.
AUGCUGGACUUUGUUGUCUCAGCCGGCAAACGCGUACCAAAGAAAGUAGACGUAGAAUUGCCAGGUCCUUCUCCGACGAGCCAGAUAACCGCCCCGAAGAAACCUGCAGGCAAAGCAAAGCAUUCGCGCGCCCAGUCGGUUGUCUCGAAUUCUGCAACGAGCGUGGAUGAUACCGAGCCACCCAUAAAGUCCCCGUCUGUACAAGGAGCGGAUAAGCUCCCUUCGUCACGCAGCAACAGCCAGGAUGAACACUCGGAUGAUGACGCUGUCUCAGUAGCGGAGUCUGCGAAGGCGCGGAAACGCAAGCGAGAGCCGGACCGUAUUCAGUUCUUCAAUGACGACCCGCGGUGUCGGGACGUCGAACCCCAUCGUGCUCUCUGCGCGAAGUGCGACACUUGGAUAUCCCUGCACGCGAGGCGGCGAUACGUUAUGCAGAAUUGGAUUGAGCACCGCAAACUCUGUGUCGGACCGUCUAACGCCGUCUCCAGCGCGGCGCCUGCAGAUGCUCCACUUGUGGCUAAGCCUAAGGAGCCAAGCGAGGCGGAAGCGGAGGGCAGAACAGCGCUUGAGGGCGACUCUCGAACAGGCGAAAUCCGCCCGCAUGAAGUCUUCUGUACAUCAUGCAAUGCAUGGAUCGCACUAGAUUUGACUGCUCGCUACAUGGUCACAAACUGGAAGGCACACGUACAAGAGUGCCCUGGCGCCGUAGUUAUGCCUUCCCCGAACAUGGAGCCAAGCAUUGAAGGCCUGACAUCGGCUCCUGCGCCUUCGCGUGCACAGCCUGACAGCCCGGCAGCUCCCCGGAAUACCUCAACAAGCCCCAAGCUCAGCCCCUCCAAAGCCACGACUUCGCGUAAACGCGGGCGAGAAGAGGAUGAAGAUGAAGAUGCUGAGGAGACCCGGGCUGUCCGCCCUCGCCCGGCUUCUUACAAGCCGAGCCGCGGGCAGGCCUUGUGGGACACGCUGGCGACGCCGUUCCGCGCGUUCGUGCAGGGGUUCAAAGAGGGGAUGAACGCUUCGUCGUCUGCGUCGACUUAA